AUGCCUCCAGAACUAGUGCGGGCGCCGUCGCAAGGAAGCAUCGUCUCGCAGACGACACAGCAGAUGAAUCCUCAUAGCCGCCCUGGGACGGCUGACCCUAUGCGCGCCCGGUCCGAAACCCUUUCUCGAGCGGCUCGUCGACCUCGCUCGAGAGGAUCGACUGCUAGUAUUCAUUCGAGCACAACACAACAAACACAGGACCAGCAUCUCGAUGGAUUCCCUCAAUUCAUGCCCUCCCAGGUUGGAGGGGGCCAGCACGUCUUUGGUGGCAACCCAGAAGAUAUGUUGAUGCGAUUUGGUCAUCAGCUGUCUCACCAAGCCAAUGGCGCGUCGCUGGAGCAAAGCGUUCGGGAUACACACACGAUGGCUUCCCGACCGGACGAUUUCCCUGCCCAUGCCAUGCAUGCACACACACUCUCACACCAUGGAUUGCCAACGGACAUGGCGCACAACGCAAUCUCUGCCGUAGCGGUCCCGCAGUAUCAAGCCAUAUAUGACAGUGGAAUUGAGAAUCACCUCCCAGACCACACCAUGGAUGACCAAGAAGCAUCGGAAGCCGGUGGAAAGAAGAAGAGGGGGUCCAGCUCAACCCUCGCGAAUGACAACGAGUUGCGGAAAUUGCUUCGCCAAUACGAGGGCUUCAGUUUGAAGCAGAUGGCUGCCGAGGUUAUGAAGCACGAAGGUGCCGGAGGCAAGGCAGAGAAGGUGAAACAAGUGUUCGCCAUGAUCUGGUUACGGGAGAACUGCCGCAAGAGCAAUGGCUCGGUCCGACGGGAUCGCGUGUAUUGCUGCUAUGCCGAGAAGUGUGGAACGGAGCGAGUGUCGGUCUUGAACCCAGCAUCCUUUGGCAAACUCGUCCGCAUCAUCUUCCCCAAUGUUCAGACACGCCGCCUUGGUGUUCGGGGCGAGUCCAAAUAUCACUAUGUCGAUUUGUCGGUCAUUGAGGAAAAGCAACAAAGACCCGCCCCCCUCAACCCACAAGUUGCUCCGAAUCCCCACCAGAUCCCGACUGGCGUUCCCGAGAGACCUGCCAGUGGCAUGCGAUCAAGGAGGUAUGAUGAAAUGUCUUCUGUUUUGACUGCCAAUUCUGACGCCCGCUUCAGCAUUAGUAUCCCCCAGCCUACAGCAGACACUGCAGUCUUCCCAUCGCCCACAACCUCAUUCGCACCUCGAUUCCCGACCAAUCCUCCCGCAACUGGUUGCAACUGCCAGGCCCAACUACCCUCUGGCCCCGAUGCCGUCAUUACCACCGAAAAUGUUUCUCAGCAAGCCGGAAAGAUUAUACAUCAAAUGCUUCAGUUUCCAACCGAGGAAGUUCCGGGCAUUGACAACGAAACUCUCGUCCUCCCUGAUAUCCGCGGCUACCUUCCAGUCAACACAGACCCGAAGGUCGCCGAAGCUCUUGCUGCUCUCUACCGAUCACACUGCAUUUCGGUGAUUGAUAGUUUCCGAUUCUGCAAAGAACGCAACCUCCUCAAAUACUUCUCCGCCUUCCAUGGCACCUUGACCGUGCCAGUCCAAAAACUCCUCACACAUCCGAACCUCGCCCCUUGGAUUAAGGAAUGUGAUUGGUUGAUGUAUCAAAAGAUGAUCGCCUUUGUGGCCCCUCUUACCACCCAGGUGGUCCCUAAACUUGUCUUGGAUGCAUUCCGAUCGAUCUCGCAGCGUCUCUGUGGCCACAUCGCAGAGACCUUCAAGGCUCAACCAUCACACGUCUCUAUUGCACGACUGAUUCCUGCGCAUAUCUUUUGCAAUCUUCUCAAGCACAUGCUUGAUGUGAACCAGGCUGCCAACGCUGCUGCUGCUUGGCUAUGCCACCCCGAUAAUCGUAAUCAGAUGUGGUUUGAUUUCAAAUCUCUCGUUGACCCCCAGGAGAUGAUUCUCAAGGCCAACAUUCCUACUUGCGCCGAGAAGGCUACGGAGCAGAUUUUGAAACAUGACGUUCGUGCGCUUCUCACACCGCUCCAUGAGGCCGACGCUUCAACUGGUCUUGCUUUCUUCUCAACACCAGAUGGUCCCGAGGCCAUUGAGUCUCAUCAAUUCCCGGUGGAAACCUCUACUGGCGAUGAUUACAAUUUCCCCGAUAAAUGGAUUUCAUUCAUCCUGAACCUCCCUCUGGCGUUCUCCAACCACCGCACGCAGUGCAUAAUUGAAAAGGUGGACGCCCUUUGGGACUCUAUACUUCACCGUCUUACUCUGGGUGGAGCUGCCAGCUUCAGUGCCUGGUGGAUGACAAAGCUAUUCUUCCACGAGAUGAUGGUUUGGCAAGCAGAAAAAGGGGGGUUUAUGAGGAACACACCCGGCUCUUUGCAGAGCAUGGCCUUUAGCUCAGAGCAGGUCUCUGUUGGAAGUUUUCAGCUAAAGCAGCACGCUGUUCCCGAGCCCCCGACCUUUGAGAGCGCCCGUGCUGCUCAUUCCAAAGUGAACACGAGUGCCUCUCCUGACCUUCGUGGGACACGCGAUCAGACCGUUGACGAGGAACCCGAUACCAAGCACAUCCCGAAUGCCAAAGAGCUGGCUCUUGCAGACGUGGGGUUUCAAGCCCCAAAUAACGAUGACAGUGCCAUCGACUUGGAAGAAGACCCCAUGUUGAUGGCAGUGGGUAAAUAUGGAGAUAUGAUGGCUUCAGACCCUGCCGAUGCAGAGGGUGACGUGAUAGUCAUCUAG
This is a messenger RNA of Penicillium cataractarum, 2667 nucleotides long. RefSeq names its product RFX family transcription factor. NCBI's taxonomy places the organism in Eukaryota, Fungi, Ascomycota, Eurotiomycetes, Eurotiales, Aspergillaceae. The record is from RefSeq and is a predicted model, not a curated record. The transcript is spliced from 3 exons. Gene Ontology annotation, molecular function: RNA polymerase II cis-regulatory region sequence-specific DNA binding; DNA-binding transcription factor activity, RNA polymerase II-specific. Gene Ontology annotation, biological process: regulation of transcription by RNA polymerase II. Bases 1 to 2667 code for a protein of 888 amino acids.